UAUAAGAAAAAGAAUGUUUUUUGAACAUUAAAACAUGUGAGCAUGUUCUAGUAGAAACCCAAAAUGCUAGUUUGAACCUGAAAAUUAACAUAAUAUGGACCUUUAAUAAUUUAGACUUUGUCAAUGGCUUAUCUGGUUUUAUUACAUGGGUUUCUCCCUCCUGCAGCCUUUGCAUUUUCACGUUAAGGAUGCGCUGACUGAAACUCUACGUGUCCAAUAGCAGCUGCCUCUCGGUGGGCGGUGAUAGUUGAGUUCAAGCCGCAAUACAUUGUUUCCGUACACAGACAGACGCGAAGUGUUGCAGAUCUUGGUCCUGCGCAUGUUUGACUUUGACGCAAUAGUUUGACUGCAUGUCGGAGACUGAAAUGAGUCCGGACGGUCGGGACAAAGUGCAGAAGAAGCCUGUUCGCCUCAUAGCAGCGGUCUGCAAUGACAUGGGGAUCGGCAAAGACGGGAAACUGCCGUGGAAUUUACCAUCUGAAUUCCAGUACUUUCUGAACACUGUCAAAAGGGUGUCGAGACCAGGAAAGAUGAACAUGAUGGUCUGGGGCAAACUGUGCUGGUACUCCCUCCCAAAAACUACGUUCCCAAUGGCCAAUAUUCUGCAUGUGGUGCUGAGCACGACACUGGACACAGUUCCAGAUCACGCCCACUUCCUCUGUCAAGACUUUGAGAGUGCGGUUCGCCUGGCUGCACAGCCCCCCCUCGCUGACCUAAUUGAGACCAUCUGGAUUGUUGGUGGGACGCAGGUCUACAAGGAUGCGCUGAAGCACCCGUGGUGUGACUUGGUUUACCUGACAGACGUCAUGGCAGACUUCGACUGUGACGUUUUCUUCCCUGAGUUUGACAGAGCACUCUUCAAAGAACAAGAAGGAGGCAAUACAUUACUGAUUGUUAUUAAAAAAGCCUGAGUAUUUUUACCUGCUCUAUGUCAUUUUCCUGAUGUACCGAGUGGAAUUCAAGAGGAGAACGGCAUUAAGUACAAGUUCCAAGUGUUCAAGAAAGAGAUGGGUGAUGCGGUGUAGACAGCUCAAAGAGAAAAUCAAUAGAUUGUCAGAAAACACUCAAAAUAACUCAUUCCUUGAAAACCUUUCAAGAUUUAUUGCUGAGUUAACUCCUGGAUAGACUGUAGAGACAUGCUGCCAAACCCACAGUGCGUCACUAUAUUUCUAUAAAUUCACGCUAAUCCAAAGUCUUGUUAACACUCUUUGUAAUAUAGUUGAGCAUUCAAGUGUAAAUAUGACUUUUAUACUCUUUGUAAUCGAUGAAAAACUUGAAACGCAGACACUUUAACGGCCCUCCAGUUUGUCUACACAAGUCUUUGCGUGUAUUCACCCAUCUUCCAUCGCUGCUGCUUGGUAGGACAUUACGAUCUGUUCCGAUAUAAAAACUGCCACCCUCUGCUGUCACCUUGUCAGCGUUCCCAUCUCGCCCUCCUCCUCAGUAACAUUGCAGCUGCACAGAGAAUAUGCUUGUCAGUGAGUCAGUCAGCUGCCUACGUUGACGACAGCCUGUGGUCUGGGUAGCACAGCAGAUCUUUCUAAGCAAACAUGACAGAUGCCAGUUUAAAAAGCAACAAAUGAAUUGUCCUACAGGUUUGGUUCGAUCCUAUAGUGACUGUCUUGUCAUUCAGAAAGAUAUGGGGACAUUUUACAGCUUGUAAUUUGUUGUGAUUACAACUGAAAAUACAUGUAUUGUGAAGGUUUUUACUGUGCAGUUUUUUGUGAAUGUAAGAGGUUUUUCAUGAAAAUAAAUCAAUCGUAAUUGUUUAAUGGAGAAACAACUGACGAUUUGUGAAUUUAUUUUUCAUUUUUAAUAAAACGAUCCU
This is a messenger RNA of Sander lucioperca (pikeperch), 1828 nucleotides long. RefSeq lists its product as uncharacterized. The coding region runs from base 351 to 911 and encodes 186 amino acids. Gene Ontology annotation, biological process: tetrahydrofolate biosynthetic process; folic acid metabolic process; dihydrofolate metabolic process. Gene Ontology annotation, cellular component: mitochondrion. The transcript has 7 exons. NCBI's taxonomy places the organism in Eukaryota, Metazoa, Chordata, Actinopteri, Perciformes, Percidae. The record is from RefSeq and is a predicted model, not a curated record. Gene Ontology annotation, molecular function: dihydrofolate reductase activity; NADP binding.